Molecule: messenger RNA, 7850 nt
Organism: Gymnodraco acuticeps
Lineage: Eukaryota; Metazoa; Chordata; Actinopteri; Perciformes; Bathydraconidae
Gene: ints1
Product: integrator complex subunit 1
Exons: 48
Coding region: 378-6938 (2186 amino acids)
Biological process (GO): U2 snRNA 3'-end processing
Cellular component (GO): integrator complex
Source: RefSeq, a predicted model, not a curated record
ACCAUUAGAAUAGCGAUAAGGAGAGUGUAGGGUUUAAGCAUAGCCUAGCUUACAUCUAAUAUCGGCUUUGAAUUCAAUUUGUUUCUCCUAGACUGCGUUCAGUUUAACGUUAUCACCACCGGAGACUCUCUUGGCAGUAGGUGACGCUGUGACUUUAGUUAGCCAACAAUAUUGAUGCAGAGAGGAAGAAGAAGAAGCCGUCAUGGUUCUAUCGGAUAGCUUUUGAGCCGGCUAAUGUAAUUUGUUGUUAAAAUUGCAUCUCUUAGACUAACUACGACCCGUUGUAUGGGACCGAAUAAAAAUAAUCCUUCAAGCUAAGUAAUGUCACCCGCUUGACCUGCAGUGAAUCUGGCUUUGCUUUGUGCUUGUUGGUCAAGAUGAAUCGUGCAAAGGCAACAACUCUCAGGCGCCCCAGUGCUGCAAAACCAUCAGGUCACCCUCCACCAGGAGACUUCAUUGCUCUCGGUUCGAAAAACCAGAGUGGAGACCCUAAACCCCCCGCUGUCCUGCUGAAGCCAGCAUCCACAAGUUCAACUGCUGACCGUAAGAGAGAGACUUCCUCCGCUCUGCCGUCUGCAGGUCUAUCUGGACUCACCAAGCGACCCAAACUAUCCACCACCCCCCCAGUCAGUGCUCUCGGACGACUUGCUGAUGUUGCUGCUGUGGACAAGAGGGCGAUAUCACCCUCAAUAAAGGAGCCAUCAGUGGUGCCUAUUGAAGUGUCACCAUCUCUGCUUCUUGAUGAGAUUGAAGCUGCAGAGUCUGAGGGUAAUGAUGAUCACAUCGAGGGACUGCUGUGUGGAGCGGUCAAACAGCUCAAAUUGAACCGAGCAAAACCUGACAUAACGCUGUACCUCAGUCUCAUGUUCCUGGCCAAAAUCAAGCCCAACGUUUUUGCUACCGAAGGAAUUAUUGAGGCUUUGUGCAGCCUCCUGCGUCGAGAUGCUUCUAUCAACUUUAAAGCGAAGGGGAACAGUCUGGUGUCUGUUCUUGCUUCCAAUCUGCUGAUGGCAGCCUACGAGGAGGACGAGAACUGGCCAGAGAUCUUUGUAAAAGUGUACAUUGAGGACUCUCUGGGGGAAAGAAUCUGGGUUGACAGUUCUCACUGCAAGACUUUUGUUGACAACAUCCAGACUGCUUUUGGGACAAAGAUGCCUCCCAAGAGUAUGCUGCUGCAGGCUGACACAGGCCGCUCUGCUGGAGAUCUCAGUGCAGGUAGCAGCCCUCAUCCCUCAACCCCUGAUGAGGACGACUGCCAGACUGAACUGCUGAUAGCUGAGGAGAAACUCAGCCCUGAGGAUGAAGGGCUGAUCAUGCCGAGGUAUGAAGAACUGUCAGAGAGUGUGGAGGACUACGUGCUGGAGGUCCUUAAGGAUCAGCUGAACCGCAGGCAGCCGAUGGACAACGUGUCCCGGAACCUGCUGCGUCUGCUCACUGCCACCUGUGGCUACAAAGAGGCACGGCUCAUGGCUGUACAGAGACUGGAGAUGUGGCUGCAGAACCCAAAGCUGACUCGCCCUGCCCAGGACCUCCUCAUGUCUCUGUGCAUGAACAGCAUCACCCAGGGAGCAGAUGACAUGGAAGUGAUCUCUAACCUGAUCAAGAUCCGACUCAAACCCAAAGUCCUCCUCAACCACUACAUGCUGUGUGUCAGGGAGCUGCUUAAUGCUAACAGAGACAACCUGGCCACGAUGGUGAAGCUGGUGAUCUUCAACGAGCUGUCCAAUGCCAGGAACCCUAACAACAUGCAAGUCCUGCACACAGUGCUGCAGCACAGCCCCGAGCAGGCUCCAAAGUUCCUAGCGCUGGUGUUUCAGGACCUGCUCACCAAUAAGGAUGAUUACCUGCGUGCCUCCAGAGCCUUGCUGAGAGAGAUCAUCAAACAGACCAAGCAUGAGAUUAACUUCGGGGCCUUCUGCUUCGGAUUAAUGCAGGAGAGAAAGGAGACUAUCUAUUUGGAACUGGAAUUCAAAGAGCGUUUUGUUAUCCAGGUGACAGACUUACUGACUGUCUCCAUGAUGCUGGGCAUCACUGCUCAGGUCAAAGAAUCUGGCCUUGCAUGGGACAAAGGGGAGAAGAAGAAUCUGGAGAGCCUGAGGGCGUUUCAGAAUCAGAUCGCUUCCAUCCAGAGAGACGCUGUGUGGUGGCUUCACACCGUGGUUCCCUCCAUCAGCAAAACUGGCGCUAAAGACUACGUUCACUGCCUCCACAAAGUGCUGUUCACAGAGCAACCUGAGACAUACUACAAGUGGGACAACUGGCCUCCGGAGGGUGACAGAAAUUUCUUCCUGCGCCUCUGCUCUGAGGUGCCUCUGCUGGAGGACACACUGAUGCGCAUCCUGGUGAUCGGGCUGUCACGUGACUUGCCGCUGGGCCCAGCAGAUGCCAUGGAGCUGGCGGAUCACCUGGUUAAAAGGGCUGCUGGAAGUCAGUCUGAUGUAGAUUUGGAGGUCCUGAAGGUGGAAAGGAUCCAGCUCAUUGAUGCUGUGCUGAAUCUGUGUACAUACCACCAUCCGGAGAACAUCCAGCUGCCUGCAGGGUACCAAGCUCCCAAUUUGGCCAUAUCUGCGUUGUAUUGGAAGGCAUGGCUGCUAAUUCUCGUGGUGGCAGCUUUUAAUCCUCAGAAAAUAGGUCUGGCUUCCUGGGACGGCUACCCUACACUGAAAAUGCUCAUGGAGAUGGUUAUGACAAAUAACUAUACCUACCCUCCCUGUACCGUUGCGGACGAGGACACGAAGACGGAGAUGAUCAACAGGGAGCUGCAGAUCUCCCAGAGAGAGAAACAGGAGAUCCUGGCCUUUGAGAGCCACCUGGCAGCAGCCUCCACCAAACAGACCAUCACAGAGAGCAACAGCUUGCUCCUGUCUCAGCUUACCAGUCUGGAUCCACAGGGUCCUCCUCGUCGACCUCCUCCUCAGAUCCAGGAGCAGGUGAAAACCCUGAACCAGUCUCUGCGUCUCGGACAUCUCCUCUGCCGCAGCCGCAACCCUGACUUCCUCCUCAACAUCAUCCAGAGACAGGCCUCCUCUCAGUCCAUGCCGUGGCUGGCUGAUCUGGUCCAGUCCAGUGAGGGCUCUCUGGACGUGCUUCCAGUGCAGUGCCUGUGUGAAUUCCUUCUGCAUGACGCAGCGGAUGACAGUCUGCCAAUAGAGGAUGAUGAAGAGGGAGAGAGCAAAGAGCAGAAAGCCAAGAAGAGACAAAGACAGCAAAAGCAAAGGCAGCUGCUUGGACGGCUCCAGGAUCUUUUGUUGGGUCCUAAGGCCGACGAACAGACAACAUGCGAAGUGCUGGACUACUUUCUGCGCCGCCUCAGCUCUUCUCAGGUGGCAUCCAGAGUCCUAGCCAUGAAGGGUUUGUCGUUGGUGCUGAGUGAAGGAGGCUUGAAAGAUGGAGAUGAGCGGGAUCAGCCCAUGGAAGAAGAUUCUGCUGAUGCUGAGCUGUUGCCGGGAUACCAGUGGCUGCUACAGGACCUCCCAAAGCUCCCCUUGUUUGACAGCGUCAGAGGCAUGACGUCCACCGCCCUGCAGCAGGCUAUUCACAUGGAGACUGAUCCACAGACCAUCAGUGCCUAUCUCAUAUACCUAUCCCAGCAUGCACCAGUGGAGGAGCAGGCUUCUCAUAACGAUCUGGCUCUGGACGUCGCCCGGCUUAUCGUGGAGCGUUCCACCAUCAUGAACAGCCUGUUCUCCAAGCAUUCCUGCAGACCUGAGUCUAAUGCUGUGCUCAGUGCCUUCCUCACCAUCUUCUCCACAUACAUCAGGAGGAUGAGGAAGACCAAAGAGGGCGAGGAUCUCUACAGCUGGUCAGAGUCUCAGGACCAGGUGUUUCUGCGUUGGACUACAGGAGAGACCGCUACCAUGCACAUACUUGUAGUCCAUGCCAUGGUCAUCCUGCUGACUCUGGGGCCCCCUAAAGGAGAGAGUGAUUUCUACGCUCUUUUGGACAUUUGGUUUCCCGACAAGAAACCCCUUCCCACUGCCUUCCUGGUUGAUACCUCAGAGGAAGCCCUUCUGCUGCCUGAUUGGUUAAAACUGAGGAUGAUCCGAUCAGAAGUCUCUCGAUUGGUCGAUGCAGCUCUACAUGACCUGGAGCCUCAGCAGCUGCUGCUGUUUGUUCAGUCCUUUGGCAUCCCUGUGUCCAGCAUGAGCAAACUGCUGCAGUACUUGGAUCAGGCUGUCUCUCAUGACACUCCCACGCUGGAGGAGAACAUCAUGGACAAGCACUACAUGGCCCACCUGGUUGAAGUGCAGCAUGAGCGAGGGGCCACUGGGGGGCACACGUUCCAUUCCUUACUGAGCUCCUCUCUUCCACCAGACAGAGAUGCUGCCGAAACAAGUAAGGCCAAAGUUACCGUGGAAACGCCGCACAGCUCUGUGAAGAUGAGAGCAGCCAGUCAGCUUCCUGCAGUCGGGCCUGAUGACGAUCUCACUGGCAUGAUGCUUCAGAUAUUCCCUAUGAAAGUGGACCCUCGCUGGCACGGCCCCCCUCCCAGCCAGCUCUCCCUGGCCUUGCAGCAGGCCCUUGCUAAAGAGCUGAUGCGGGCCAAGCAGGGCCAGAUCCAGCAGGGAGGGCUGGCUUUCCGGCUCCUACAAGCCAUUGCAGCCCUGCUCACCUCUGCUCAUGCAGGGCCCAUUGUCCUGUCAAUGCACCACAGCCAUGCCCUCUCCUGCCCUCUCAUGCGCCAACUGCACCUCUACCAGCGACUCGUGUCCCAGGACGUGGCUUUCUCCUCAUUAUUCCUCAAGGUCAUUCUAGAGAUGUUGAUCUGGUUGGACAACCCAACUGUGGAGGCGGGGCCGCUGAAGACUCUGCUCAAAUCCUUCGCUGGUCAGAACUCAAGCAAACAGAGGCACAAUGAUGUGCGUACAGGUUUCCUCCAACUAUCUGAGGCUUUGGCAUAUCGCAGAGACAUUGAAGGGCCACUGAGAGCCGUCAUUGCAAUGCUGAAAGCUGGAGACCGAUGUAAUGCAGAAGCUGAGCUCAUUGGGAAAGUGUUACAAGGUCUGAUGGAGGUGAGGUCGCCGUUUUUGGAGGAGCUGCUGUCUCUGUUGAUGACUGUUGGUACACAGAACGGGACGGCCGGCCCUGUUGCCAUGGUGAUCUCCUUGCUGCUUCAGGAGAGUGAGGAGCAAGCAGUGAAAAUGGAAGUGGAUUCUAACAACAGCUCCGAAGUGACAAAGUCUGGACUGAGCUCUGGGCUGUUGGUUGAUUGGCUGGAGCAUCUCGACCCUGAGGUCACCUCCGUGUGCCCGGACCUUCAACAGAAGCUGCUGUUUGCCCUCAACAGGGCAAGAGGAACCCCUGCCUACAGACCUUAUCUCCUGGCUUUGCUUACACAUCAGUCAAACUGGUCCACCCUCCUUCAGUGUAUCGGCGCUCUUCUCAGCAAACGCAGGGACUACAAGCUUGACCCAUCAUCCGCCCUGGAUUUCCUGUGGGCAUGCAGCCACAUCCCGCGUAUCUGGCAAGGACGUGACCAGAAGAUCCCUCAAAAGAAAACAGAGAAGUUUGUGCUGCGCCUCAGUUCUGAGGAGCUCAUCAGCCUGGUGGACCUGAUCCUGGCCGAGUCGGAGCUGAACACUCGCGACUCACCUCAAGAUGACAAAAGCAGCUUGAACCAAGCCUCCUGCUCCCUCAUCCAAUCCAGGCUGCCCCUCCUACACUCCUACUGCAGCGGAGAGCUAGAAAACAUCAAGAAGGUCUCAGAGUACCUCAUUAACUGCACCAAGAAAUAUGAGGACAGUGCGAUGAAUAAGCGGUGUCAGAACUUGCUGCUGCAGAUUUAUCUGCACUUCCCCGAGGUCAUCCAGCACGUCACUCUGCCAGAAGGCACCUUCAGCAGUGGGGGGGCUGCGGACGGCAGCAGCUGCAAACUUGAUGUCCUGGUGCACCGCCUGGUGAUACUGCUGGCUGAUAUCGGAGACUCAAAGUCUGUUGAGGGCCGCGUGUCAGACGCCAACCUCGCCUGCAGGAAGCUGGCUGUGUCUCACCCCGUCCUUCUGCUCAGGCACCUGCCUAUGAUUGCAAGCCUCUUACACGGUCGUAUUCACCUGAACUUCCAAGAGUUUAGGCAGCAAAACCACAUGACGUUCUUUAGCAAUGUGCUGGCCAUCCUGGAGCUGCUGCAGCCGCUUGUGUUCCACAGCGAGCACCAGAGGGCGCUUCAGGACUGCCUUCUGUCCUUCAUGAAGGUUCUUCGGAACUUCCAGAGGACUCGUUCCCCGUUUGUCUUCAUCACCAAGUUCUUGCAGUUCACACAGAAAUACAUCACCCGCGAUGCAUCAUCCGCCAUUCCCUACUUACAGAAGCACUCUGACAUCUUGCAGGUUCUGUGUGCAGAAAACCCAGACCUGGUUCAGCUGAAGUCUCUGCUGGCUGGACUCACUCUGCCGGUGAGGAGGUCUUCAUCAGAGGUCGACCCAGAGGAGGGAGAGGACGACGUGUCCACUGGUUCCCUGCCCCUGGUCAACAUCUCUGCCUCUGUGUCUCUGAGUGCGGCUGACAUGACGAUGUACUUGAAGAAGAUGUCGAGAGGAGGGGCAGUGGAGGAUGUGCUGGAAGUGUUGACAGAGGUGGAUGAGAAGUCGAGGAGGAGCCCAGAGAUCAUCCAGUACUUCAUCAACGAUCUGCAGAGGCUCAUGACGUCCUCGGAGGAUUUGUGUCGGAACCUGGCCUUCAGUCUGGCCCUGCGCUGCAUCCAGAACAAUCCCUGCCUGGCAACAGACUUCCUGCCAACCUUCAUGUACUGUAUGGGCAGCGGUAAAUUCGACGUGGUGCAGACGGCCCUCAGGAAUCUUCCAGAAUAUGUCCUCCUCUGUCAGGAACACGCAGACAUUUUGCUCCACAAGGCAUUUUUAGUGGGGAUCUACGGGCAGAUCGACACCAGUUCCAUGAUCGCAGAGUCAAUGAAGGUCCUUCACAUGGAAUCAACAACCUAACAACCAAAAGCACACAACUACAACACACCAUGUUCAAAUUUCUACAUUCCAGAGCUGGAUUUAUUUGAAUGUCUUUAGUUCAAACAUUGGUCAAAUUAGGUCAUGGCAGAUGUAUAAAGUCUGUGGCUCUUCAUUGGUACAGAUUCAAGGACCAAUCAGUGAUCUGGUAGCUAACAGUUAUCAUAAUAACUUCUAAUAAUCUAAAUUAGAAGUAAUUCAUUUCAUGACUUGAAUGUAGUGACUUCAAAGAAUGCAUUAAAACUCCCUCUAAAGCUGAAAAUGUAAUAAUUCAAACAUCUUGUAAAAUGCAACUUAUUUUUAACUAAUGAUAUAUUUACCAAUUAAUAUAAAAGAUAACUAGGAUUGGAAUAUUACAAGGUGAUCUUAUUCUACAAUCAGUUAAAGAAAACAUAGUAUCUCCUAAAUAAUUAAAUUAAUCUUGCAGUAAAAUAAUACAUAUUAUUUUAAAAACAUCACUUUUUAUUGCAUUUUCAUACAUUCUGUGGGAGUCGUUGCAGUUAAUACAUAACAGCCAUAAAUGAUUACCAGAUGCAGAGCUUGAUGUUUAUUUGGAAAAUGGCACACUAUAUUCGGCUUGAUAUUUGUAAUAGUUUGAAUAUGAAAUGUCAACAUUGUUGUAUGAUCAAAUAACUACAUGCUUCAUAUGUCGUUCUUUUUCAUUAACAAUACAUAUUUCAAUAUUUCAUGGUCCCCCAUCCAGUGUUGUAGCGUUACAGUAGCAACUUUGCAUAACUGAACGCGUUUUUUUCAUGUAACUUUUCUUACUAUUAAGAAUACGCAGCCAAAAUGCCAAUGCCUGAAUACAAUGUCCAUGUUCAUUAUUUCUGUUACCUGAACAUCAUCUGUGAGCCACCAUGAUUUCAACUGAAAUAAAAAUACCUUUCUGAGUAA